AUGCCACAUAGCGCCAACCAAGACGGAUACCGUCUCGGAGUGGACGUUGGCGGCACCUUCACAGACGUCUACGCCUUCACGCCCGACGGCCAGAUCGCAAGAGCCAAGGUUCCGACCACAGUUGAAGAUCAAAGCAUUGGGGUCAAGACCGGAAUCCAGAAGGUGCACCAAACUCUCAAAGAACGCUACUCAUGGGACGGGAAGUUCCAAUUCAUCCACCAUGGCACUACCACCGCCACUAACGCGGUCCUCGAAGGCAAAGGAGCACGGACCGGCCUGAUCGUGACUUCAGGGCACAAAGACAUUCUGGCGGUUCGCCGGUCCCAGAUACCCGGUGGUCUGGGUGCCUGGCUGCACUAUACUCCGCCGGAGCCGAUCGUGCCCCUGGAGCGUGUGAUCCAGUGUCGGGAGCGCAUGUCGGUGGAUGGCAAGACGGUUGUCGCCGUGGAUACGGAUGCGCUUCGUGAUGAUCUAAAGGCCUGGGUGAAGGAACGGCCCGAGGCUGUGGCGAUAUCAUUGCUCAACUCGCACUGCAACAGCCAGCACGAAAUUUUGGUGGCGAAUGUCGUACGCGAGGAGCUCGGAUCGGAUGUGACUGUGAUCUGCUCCAGCGACGUUCUCAGAGAAGUAGGCGAGUACGAGCGCACAGUGACCACCUGCACCAAUGCACUUGUCAAACCCGUGGUUCAGAGCUAUCUCAGUAACCUGCAGGGCCUACUGGCGGAGGAUGGAGAUACAAUCCGCAUCCUCAAGUCGGACGGCGGUCUGACGAGCUUGGAGCUGGCGGGCCAGCUGCCCGUCAAUAUUCUGAUGUCCGGUCCCGCUGGAGGAGUACAAGGGGUCGCCGACGUCGUCACGCGAAACACUCCGUAUAAGAACCUGAUCACCUUCGACAUGGGCGGCACGUCGACGGACUGCGCGCUGAUCAACCAAGGGAAGCCUCAGCUUCGCCGCGAGACCGUGGUCGGCCAACUCACCGUUCGCUCGCCCGCCGUGGACAUCCGGACCGUGGGAGCAGGAGGCGGCUCCAUUGCGAAAUACAUGAGCAUCACUGAAACCAUGAGAGUUGGUCCGGAGAGCGCAGGGGCCAGCCCGGGACCCGCAUGCUACCGCAAGGGAGGGACUGAAGCCACCGUCACGGAUGCCAACCUUGUGCUCGGAUACCUGCCCGAGAACCUCUUGGGAGGCGAAUUUACUCUGGACGUGGAGGCUGCAACGGCCGCGGUCGGGAACAUCGCUAACCAGAUGAAGCUGUCGGUUACCCAGACCGCCGAGGACAUUAUCAACCUCGUGAACGAGACCAUGUACGGAGCCCUGCGCCUCGUGUCGGUCGAACAAGGCUAUGACCCGAAGGAUUUCGCUCUUGUCGCUUUUGGAGGUGCAGGGCCCCUUCAUGCCAAUGCUGUGGGCAAGCUCCUCGGCGCUUGGCCAGUCAUUGUUCCCCCCUCUCCAGGUACUCUGUGCGCCCUGGGGGAUGCGACUACUCGGCUGAGCUACUCUCAGUCAUCCUCUUUCAUCCGCCUACUCUCCGCUACAACAGCGCAGGAGCUGAAGGGCCGAUUUGAUGAGCUCGAAGAGGCAAGCCGGGCAGCCAUGCAAAGAUCCAACGCAGACCGUCCGACACAGCUGAACAUCGCCUAUCAUGUGGAUCUCAGGUACCGAGGCCAGGCAUUGAAUAUGACAGUCGAUCUGCAGGCGGAGGAGCUACUACUAGAAGACCAGCCAUGGCGAGAGCUCCUACAGGCGAAAUUUGACCAGCUCCAUGAACAGCAGUUCAAGUACUGUCUUCCCAAUUAUGAGCUGGAACUGAUGCGCCUCGAGGUCGUUGCCGUUGACGGUUCGCCCAGCAUCGAGCUCCCCCGGCUCAGCAAGGCCGAAUCACCUGCACCACCGCCUGAUGCAAUAGUCUCAAAGAAACAGAUCGUCAUCGAAGGACGGACGAUGGAGGCCACGCUGUGGGAUCGAGAAAAAUUGAGCUGGCAAGGGGUACGGGUGGAUGGCCCCUGCAUCAUCACCGAAAUGGACAGCAACACCCUGAUCCUUCCCGGAUGUUACGGCGAGAUUGACUCGAUCGGAAACAUUCUGAUACGCCCAGCUGAUGAUCUGACAAGAGAGCAGCCGAAAGGCCAGACUGCAGAAGCGGCUUUGGAGACGGUCCAAUCGACGCCCCUGAUCCCCACGCUGGUUGCGUCUGCCUUGGCCUCAAUUCGCAGUGAAAUGGACACCCUCAUGCUGCGUUGUAGCAUGUCGCCUGCGAUUCGUGAGCAGCAGGAUGAAUUCAAUGUCAUCACCACUGCCGACGGCAAGAUGCUUCUUCAUCACCCAGUUUCUGGGCGCGUCUGGAAAGGCACGAUCGACGAAGGUGAUGUGUUCAUCACCAACGAUACAUACAUGAUUGAAGGAGCCGUGACACACUUGAACGACGUGAUCGUCCUGCUGCCCAUCUUCCAUGAGCACCGACUGAUCGGAUGGGCGUCGCAGUUCGGGCACUUGACUGACGUCGGAGGAAUGGUCCCAGGCAGUAUGUCCAUCAACGCGUCAUCCAUCUUUGACGACGGCGUCCAGAUCCCGUGUAUCAAACUGUACAAUAAGGGGGUUAUGAACACCGACCUGGUCGAGCUGCUCUGUCGCAACUCGCGACAGCCCGACUGGUACAGAGCGGACUUGUUUGCCAUCAUCACCGCAUGCCGGACGGCCGCCAGCCGUGUCUGUCAGCUCGUCCUGCGGUUUGGAUGCGAGGUCUAUCUCGCGGCUUGCUCUGAACUGCUCAUGCGCAAUCGCACAGCGAUGGCUCAGAUCAUCGAGACCGAUUUCACCGACAAGCCAUGCACGUUCACUGAUUUCGUUGACGACGAUGGUCACGGCAUCGGCCCCUGGGCCUUGACCUGUACGAUGAAGAAAAUCGAUGGGAACAGACUGCUGUUUGACUGGAGUGGGACCUCACCCCAGAGCGAGCACAGCAUCAAUUUCUAUCUCUCGGAGACCAUGUUCAAGAUGUUCAUCGGCUACUACAUGAUCGCCGCAGCCGCACCGGGCACUGUGAUCAACGACGGCUUCCACGACCUCAUUGACAUCUAUAUCCCCGAGGGCAGCGUCCUGAAACCCGUCCGACCAGCGCCGAUUUCCUGCCGGACUCAUCUGCUGGGUAGAACAAUGGACGUCAUGCAAGCGCUUAUCGGCCAGAGGAACCCAGUCUAUGCCGCCGCCGCGGGCUUCAGCGACUCUCCCCACUUCUUCUACUCUGGAUACAAACCCGACGGAGAGUGGUAUCAGUUAUACCAGAUUGGCUUCGGUGGCGUUCCUGCACGGAACGCCGGCGACGGCCUUGACUGCCAUUGCCUGUUCCCAGCGAUCAAAUCGAUUCCCACUGAGAUCAUCGAGCGGAACUAUCCUCUGCGCAUCGAAGCCAACGAGAGCGUCCCGGACAGCGGCGGACCGGGAUUCUACCGCGGUGGCAACGCACAGCGCACUCUCUACCGCUUCCUGUGUCGAGGAGAGUUCGGUCUGCACGAUGACCGCUGGUUCACGAAGCCCUGGGGGAUCCGAGGCGGCAGAUCGGGCUCACGUUCCCGGAAGGUCCUCUACCGAUACUCCAAGUCCCAGGAAAACCCGCCGGUGGAAGUCCUACCCUCGAAAUGCGACCACAUCUGCGUCGAGCCAGAUGACCUCCUCGAGUGGGUGACAUGGGGAGGCGGUAAACUCGGAGAUCCAUUGACUCGACCGGCCGAGAAGGUGGCACUAGAAGUCCGUCGCCGAUUGCUGACCAUCCAGGGCGCCUACGAUAAUUACGGUGUGGUUGUGAAUCCGGAUGAUCUGAGCGUGCGUGAAGCCGAAACCAGAGCCUUGAGGACGAGUAUGAUGGCUGCUCGGCAUGCAGUGGGCAAGCCCCAGCAGUAUGAUCGAGGAGGCACGAUCGAGGAAUUGACCGAGUCUUGCCUGAAGGAGACUGGGCUUCCUGCGCCGAGGCCGCAAUGGGAGCUGGAGCCUUACGGACCGCAUAUGUCGCUUCCGUAUGUCAAGGAGUGGUAUGCACAAAUGAAAGAGGCGAGAGGGUGGGUGCUGCAGUCGUAG
Messenger RNA from Aspergillus viridinutans, 4071 nucleotides. RefSeq lists its product as uncharacterized. The record is from RefSeq and is a predicted model, not a curated record. Gene Ontology annotation, molecular function: 5-oxoprolinase (ATP-hydrolyzing) activity. Gene Ontology annotation, biological process: glutathione metabolic process. NCBI's taxonomy places the organism in Eukaryota, Fungi, Ascomycota, Eurotiomycetes, Eurotiales, Aspergillaceae. The transcript has 2 exons. The coding region runs from base 1 to 4071 and encodes 1356 amino acids. Gene Ontology annotation, cellular component: cytosol.